Messenger RNA from Lasiodiplodia theobromae, 1611 nucleotides. RefSeq names its product D-galactonate transporter. The record is from RefSeq and is a predicted model, not a curated record. The transcript is spliced from 7 exons. Gene Ontology annotation, cellular component: membrane. Gene Ontology annotation, biological process: transmembrane transport. Lineage: Eukaryota; Fungi; Ascomycota; Dothideomycetes; Botryosphaeriales; Botryosphaeriaceae. The coding region runs from base 1 to 1611 and encodes 536 amino acids. Gene Ontology annotation, molecular function: transmembrane transporter activity.
AUGGCCACCGUGCAAAGGUCCCUUGAGAACAUUGACGUCGAAAAUGCACACACUGAGAAAUCAGGAGUGGUCAACACGGAGCAGUGCUCUCACGCCAUAGGAAUGAGCUUGGACGAUGAAGAGUUCCUCGCCAACUUCUCAGAAGAAAAGAAGAAGAGUGCCAUCCGUAAGGUCGAUUGGCGACUCAUACCAAUGCUGCUGAUGCUGUACUUGAUUACAUACAUUGAUAAGACAAACAUUGGUGAGGAGAACUCGGAUGUAGAAGUGUUCACUAUCAGCAGGCUGACUUUGAAAGGAAAUGCCAAGAUUGAGGGUCUCCUCCCCAGCUUGGGCAUGACCGGAACGCAGUACAAUAUUGCGCUUUCCAUUUUCUUUAUACCUUAUGUUCUAGCUGAGGUCCCAAGCAACAUGAUCCUCGAGAGAUUCACGCACCCGUCGCGAUACCUUGGCUCAAUGGUUUUUGCCUGGGGCGUCAUCAUGACAUGCACUGGAAUAGUACAGAAUUUCCCUGGUCUCACAGUAGUCAGAUUCUUGCUUGGUCUCUUUGAAGCAGGUUUCUUUCCAGGAGCCAUAUUGCUCAUAUCGAAAUGGUACCUCCCGAAUGAGACUCAAACUCGAAUCGCUCUUCUAUAUUCUUCAGCUGCAUCCGGUGGCGCAUUUUCAGGCCUUCUAGCCUUUGGUCUGGCCAAGAUGGAUGGACUCGGUGGUCUAGAAGGUUGGAGAUGGAUUUUCAUCAUUGAAGGCAUCCUCACCGUUUCCAUGGCCGUGACAUGCUUUUUCCUCCUCGUUGACUCGCCCGCCCUCUCCUCGCGCUGGCUCGACCCCGAUGAGAUUCGUUACUUCGAGCUGCGCCAAUACGCUCGAAGGAUGCACAGUGUUCAGGCGUCGGGAAAGAAGAAGACAGUGCACUGGGGUGCUCUCUGGGCUGUGCUGACCGACUGGAAGAUCUAUCUCCUGAUCGUCGCCAACUGGUCCAACGUCGUCCCCAACUACGCGCUGAAAUUUACUAUGCCGCAGAUCAUCAAGAACAUGGGUUACACAUCGGCAACAGCGCAGCUGCUGACCAUCCCACCAUACGCUGUUGGAGCCCUGGCUGCAUACGUGUCUUCGGUAUUUGCAGACCGCUACUCGUGGCGGAUGCCGUUCAUUGUUGGGCCACAACUAUGUUUGGUAGUGGCGUUCUCAAUUCUGUUUACAAAGUCCGAGCAUAUCAAGGAUAACGUUGCGGUCUGUUAUUUUGCUGUAUGUCUUGCUUGCUCUGGGAUGUAUCCUAUCCUUCCCGGUCUCAACGCCUGGAAUAUAUCGAACCUUGCAGGUCCAGAAAAGCGGUCGAUCGGGAUCGGUUGGUUGAUCUGCGCUGGAAAUGUCGGUGGGGUCAUUGGGAGCUAUAUCUACAUUGACGAUGAAGCACCAAAGUAUCCCACCGGAUACGGCACGUCUUUCGGAUUUGCUGCAGCAGGCAUUGUUGCUUGCUUCGCUCUCGAAUUCACCCUCUGGACAAUCAACAAGAAGAACUCGAGGCACACUGAGGAGCAGAUUCGGGCUCAGUAUUCUAAUGAGGAGCUUGAGAAGAUGGGUGAUAGAAGCCCAUUGUUCCGAUACACCUUGUAG